Messenger RNA from Syngnathus acus (greater pipefish), 1597 nucleotides. It is a transcript of the gene zmynd10, whose product is annotated as zinc finger, MYND-type containing 10. The transcript is spliced from 12 exons. Gene Ontology annotation, cellular component: centriolar satellite; cytoplasm. NCBI's taxonomy places the organism in Eukaryota, Metazoa, Chordata, Actinopteri, Syngnathiformes, Syngnathidae. Gene Ontology annotation, biological process: inner dynein arm assembly; motile cilium assembly; outer dynein arm assembly. The coding region runs from base 97 to 1470 and encodes 457 amino acids. The record is from RefSeq and is a predicted model, not a curated record.
UGCUGCCAUGACGACCAACAAACCACACUUGGACGAACGACUGACACAGUCGCUCGUAAAUUGGACAAAACAUCACUUUCCACUCGAAAGAAACAAAUGGAGGGCUCGGUGCUGUUGCCAGUGGAGGCCGAGGGGUUCAUUGAAAGUUUGGAGAUCUUUUCCCUCAAAGAUGUGGGCUCAACAAGGUGGUUCAGACAACAUGAGUACAUCGAGAAGCUCAACAUGCAGGCAAUACUGAGUGCUUCUGCCACGCUGGAUGAGUACAUAAAGGAGAUGCUGGUGUCUCAUGGAAAGAUCUCAGUCCUGGUCCAUGAGAUGAUCUUGACUGAAGUCUGGAAGCAAAAAAUAUUCCCCAUUUUAUGCCAACUGCAGGACUUCACACCCAAGAACACGUUUCCUCUUUACAUGGUGAUCCACCAUGAAGCCACCAUCAUCAACUUGCUGGAGACUAUCAUGUUUCACAAGGACUCAUGCGAGUCGAGUGACGACUCCAUUCUCGAUUUGGUGGAUUACUGCCACCGUAAACUCACUCUGCUCGCCGCCAACACUGACAAGGCUAGUGACGUGACGCACAACAAGCACAAGACGACCGGCGAGACCGUUUUAUCCUCUAAAGAGGAGUUGCAAAUUCAAGCUGCUGAGUUGGAAUUCAGUAUUUCCUUGAAGGCUCUGUCCGUGCUACGCUACAUCACUGACCACACUGACAGUAUCAGUGCCAUUAAUCGAAUGCUCUGCACACAUAACGUGCCGUGUUUACUGGUACGCCUGAUCGAGUGCUGCCCAUGGAGUCGCUGCACGGCCGGCAACAUAGAGAAGUACAUGAACGGCAAAUGGCAGAAGAUACCAGAGGAAGACCGCCUGAAGAUGACAAAACUGGACGGGCAGGUCUGGAUUUCGCUGUACAAUCUUCUCCUUAAGGAAGAGUGCCAACGAAAAUAUGACUUCAACAGUUUCAAUAAGAGUCAACUUCUAAAGCUGCGCAGUUUCCUGACUGAGGUAUUGAUCGACCAGCUGCCCAACUUGGCGGAACUCCAGCGCGUCCUGGCUCAUCUGGCGGUUACAGACCCCGAACCCCCGAAGAAGGAACUUGUUUUAGAGCAGAUCCCUGAAAUGUGGAACCACAUCAUGAGGGAGAAUUCCGAUAAGUGGAAGGCCAUCGCCAAAUAUCAAGUCAAACAAACAUUCAACGCCUCUGAAAAAGACCUGAGGCUGCAGGCACAGAGGUUGGCUCAGACGUACAAUUUGGACGUGAUGGAGAGUUUGCUUCCAGAAAAGCCGAAAUGCGGCUGUUGCGGUAAAGAAGCUGCAAAGCGAUGCUCUCGAUGCCAAGGGGAGUGGUACUGUCACAGACAAUGUCAGGUGAAACACUGGCCAAAACACAAGAAGGCCUGUCAGCUCAUGAUGGAGGCCAACAAGAGGACCCAAGAUGACCUGAACUGCAACAACAAAGAGAUCAACAAUAUGAACUGACAAAAAAAAGAGAGUAUAGAACCAGGCCAACCAGGACUUGGAAAAAAAAUUAGACCUGGGACUUGUCCUUUAAAAGUGAUUUCAUCAACUCCAUUUGGUUUAAUAAACCUCUUCGUUUGUCUCGUAA